AACACGACAAAUUCGUGGGCUGCGCCAGUUUUUCGCGAAUGUGCUACAUCGCGCACACGGCCUCCAUAAGUAGCUCAUGAAGCAACAUUGAUGCCCUCUGAACAUUUGCUCCUGCAGGCGGUGCGGGAAACUACGCGUGAAAUAUGCCGCGUUGUCACGAAGAUGUGGGCUUCUGGAUUGAUUGUUGGAACUUGGAGCGUGUGGGUGAAGUGCCGACCGGCCUGUGGUAUCAAGGAGAUGUGCUACUUGCCUACUUGGCCCUUUGGGUUUUUCCCGCCUCCCGGUGGUGCAGACGAUGCUCCACCAUUUCAGGACAGUGCUUCGUUAUGGCCAGACCCAAACAAAGGGGAAUGGAAGAGACCACAACCCAAGUGCAUCAGACGGCUGGAGCCAUAUGGUUUUUAGGAUAUAAGAUUCGCA
Suillus subalutaceus is the source of this 420-nucleotide messenger RNA. RefSeq lists its product as uncharacterized. The coding region runs from base 91 to 405 and encodes 104 amino acids. NCBI's taxonomy places the organism in Eukaryota, Fungi, Basidiomycota, Agaricomycetes, Boletales, Suillaceae. The transcript is spliced from 3 exons. The record is from RefSeq and is a predicted model, not a curated record.